This is a messenger RNA of Fomitopsis serialis, 522 nucleotides long. RefSeq lists its product as uncharacterized. NCBI's taxonomy places the organism in Eukaryota, Fungi, Basidiomycota, Agaricomycetes, Polyporales, Fomitopsidaceae. The transcript is spliced from 3 exons. Bases 1 to 522 code for a protein of 173 amino acids. The record is from RefSeq and is a predicted model, not a curated record.
AUGGAGGCCGAGCGAGAGGACGGGCGAGUACGCACUGAGCGCAGUCGCGAGUCCGAUUCUACAAGUGAACCUGCUCGAGAUCAGCCAGCCGAACUCUGGCGACGUGAGGACAUACCCGCAGGAGCAGACACGCACACGCGGCUGGGAGAGAGCCAGGGCCAGAAUGAGCCGAGUACGAGAGAGCUGAAGGACGGAUGGUGGGCGAUAGUGGGACCCGCGGGGGAUGAAGGGCGAGGGAAGCUUCAGCCAAACAUCGUCAACAUGCGGAAGAAACAGACGCACAACAUCAGCCGUCAACCGACCCUCACGACGUACUGGAUAUCUCGUGCAGCGACGCAGGUGGAGAAAAUCCUGCACACGGAGGAGUACGUCAGGGCCCGGGAUCAGCGAGCAACCUUCACGGACUCAGCACAUACCAUGGCAAGGACGCGGGUACCGGUGCAGCAGCAGCAGGUGAACUGGGGUGAGCGUCGAGCCGAGUAUGGGGAGCGGCGGAUGAACGUACCGGCCUGGGAGACGUGA